AUGCCAAUUACUUCUUACAACAACCCAAGAUUUGAACUCUUAUACUCAACUCUAAACCCAUUUCAUCUUUACCAAAUCCAAGCUCAAUUGAUUACUUGUGGCCUUUUCUCCUUAUGGUCUCCUAGACUGCUCAAACAUUUUGCAGAUUUUGGUGAUAUUGAUUACACUAUUUUCAUUUUCAAAUUUAUUGCUUCUCCGGGUACUUUUGUUGUAAAUAAUGUUGUUAAAGCGUAUUCGCUUAGUUCUGAGCCGAACAAGGCUCUUGUUUUCUAUUUUGAGAUGUUAAAGAGUGGGUUUUGUCCAAAUAGUUACACUUUUGUUUCGCUUUUUGGGUGUUGUGCUAAAGUCGGAUGUGCUAAAUUAGGAAAAAAGUAUCAUGGGCAAGCUGUGAAAAAUGGGGUUGAUAGGAUAUUGCCAGUAGAGAAUUCAUUGAUCCAUUGUUAUGGCUGUUGUGGGGAUAUGGGGUUAGCUAAGAAGGUGUUUGAUGAAAUGUCGCAUAGAGAUUUGGUGUCGUGGAAUUCGAUUAUUGAUGGGUAUGCUACUCUUGGUGAGUUGGGUAUUGCUCAUGGAUUGUUUGAGGUAAUGCCUGAGAGAAAUGUGGUUUCUUGGAACAUCCUGAUAAGUGGGUACUUGAAGGGUAAUAAUCCCGGUUGCGUGCUAAUGCUGUUUAGGAAAAUGAUGAAUGAUGGGAUGAGAGGUAACGAUUCGACUAUAGUCAGCGUGCUUAGUGCUUGUGGUAGGUCAGCUAGAUUGAGGGAAGGACGUUCAGUUCAUGGGUUUAUUGUUAAGAAGUUUUCGAGUAUGAAUGUAAUUCAUGAGACUACAUUGAUAGAUAUGUAUAAUAGAUGCCAUAAGGUUGAAAUGGCACGGAGAAUUUUUGAUAAAGUGGUAAGGAGGAAUUUGGGGUGCUGGAAUGCAAUGAUUUUGGGGCAUUGCCUUCAUGGGAAUCCAGAUGAUGGACUUGAGUUAUUUAAAGAUAUGGUUGAUCGGGCAGGGUUGGGGAAACGUGACUCUGUCCAUCCAGAUGAAGUUACUUUCAUAGGGGUGCUGUGUGCUUGUGCUCGAGCUGGACUGUUGACUGAGGGAAAGAAUUUUUUCAGCCAAAUGAUUUACAACCACGGUCUAAAGCCAAAUUUUGCACAUUUUUGGUGUAUGGCUAAUCUUUAUGCUCGUGCUGGACUAAUUCAAGAGGCAGAGGAUAUAUUAAGAACCACACAGGAGGAGGAGGAGGAUAUGCCAUUAGAAUCCUUGGUAUGGGCUAAUUUGCUCAAUUCGUGUCGUUUCCAAGGAAAUGUGGCUUUGGGGGAAAGAAUUGCGAACUCAUUGAUCGAUAUGGAACCUUGGAAUAUUUUGCAUUACCGGCUGCUACUGAAUGUUUAUGCUGUGGGAGGUCGAUGGGAUGAUGUUGCUAUGGUAAAAGACCUGGUGAAAACAAAGAUGAAGGGCAGAACGCCAGGAUGUAAUCUUGUGGACUUGAAAGAAAUUGUUCACAACUACGAAGUUGGACGCCUUUUGCCAGAGAGGAUUGGUGAACUCAACACACAGUUGAUGAAAUGGCCGUGA
Messenger RNA from Populus trichocarpa (black cottonwood), 1563 nucleotides. Its product is annotated as pentatricopeptide repeat-containing protein At3g51320. The coding region runs from base 1 to 1563 and encodes 520 amino acids. Gene Ontology annotation, molecular function: RNA binding; protein binding. NCBI's taxonomy places the organism in Eukaryota, Viridiplantae, Streptophyta, Magnoliopsida, Malpighiales, Salicaceae. Gene Ontology annotation, biological process: RNA modification. The record is from RefSeq and is a predicted model, not a curated record. The transcript has a single exon.